Messenger RNA from Pogoniulus pusillus (Red-fronted tinkerbird), 1297 nucleotides. RefSeq names its product angiotensin II receptor associated protein (gene AGTRAP). The record is from RefSeq and is a predicted model, not a curated record. The transcript has 6 exons. Gene Ontology annotation, cellular component: plasma membrane. Gene Ontology annotation, biological process: regulation of blood pressure; angiotensin-activated signaling pathway. Bases 69 to 593 code for a protein of 174 amino acids. NCBI's taxonomy places the organism in Eukaryota, Metazoa, Chordata, Aves, Piciformes, Lybiidae.
GGGCCGACUUGAGCGCAGCUCGGCGGGAGGCGGCCGAAUCGCCGGGACCGAGCGGGCGGGCCGCGGCCAUGGAGCUGCCUGCUGUCAGCCUCAAGGUUAUCAUUAUGGCACACUGGCUGCUCACAGUGUGGGGAUGCAUGGAUUACAUAUUUCCAGCCUCCUAUGCCUGGGGAAAUUUCAGUGUCCUUGCAGUGGGGAUCUGGGCCAUUGUGCAGCGAGAUUCCCUUGAUGCCAUCACAAUGUUCCUGUUUGGCCUGCUGCUCACAGCUGUCACAGAUUUGAUUCAUAUCUCUCUCUUCUACCCUUCACACAAGGAUCUCAGUGAUCUGAAGCGUUUCAGUGUAGGCAUGGCCAUCUUCAGCUUCCUCCUCAAACCUGUGUCCUGCUAUUUGGUGUAUCAAAUGUGUCGUGAGCGUGGAGGAGACUGCACCUUUAACAUAGACUUGAAGUCCUUGUCUGACAGCUAUUUUGCCCACAGUGGCAUUGAUGUCAGCAGUGCAGGCCGAGAUCGCAGCGCUUAUGAGCCAAUUGAUCAGCAAGUUGCCCCUCCGCAGUGGCCUGACUCAAGCAGAACAGCCCAGCAGCCAUACUGAGGCCCUCUCUGCCACACAGAAUUGAGAACGGAGGUUUCCCUCACCCUGCCUAUCCCUGCACUCUUCCCCAGUCUGUUCUGAGGAGCAAGACCUGCUAUUGAGCAGACAGGAGAAGAUAUGGAAGGUUAGGCAGAUGAGUCAAGAAGAUCUCAGAGGUGACUUGUUAAACACUGUGACUCUGAUCCUGGUACUCUUCUUUCCUCCCUCCUAAAUCUCUUCUUGGAUGUGUGAGCAGAUGCACUUCUUCCAAGCCUUGUGAUGCACAUGCUGUCUACUGUAAGGGGACCACUCAAAAUUCUCGUGGAUAAGCUGUCUUUAAAAGGCUUAUGAGAUGCCCUAAAACAAUACAGUGUAGCCUGCUUUUAGGCAGGUGCAUUUCCAGGAAACAUCUGGCAGUUCCUGAGGGCUGGUUUAGAUGGUAAACUGGGAUUCUAUGGUUUGCAUAAAGCUGGGGCUGGUAUAAAACACUCUUACUGAGCUAGGGAGGUGCUUGUGCUCCCAAUUUUGGGCUUUAUUCACUGAUGUUUUUAUGCAAGUCGAGUGUCCUUCAGGUUACUUAAAAUGGCUGUUGAUUGUAGAUUAUAAAUACUCUGUGCCUUCAAAUGUCAUUUUGCCUUCAGCUGCCUAGGUUAACAGAACUUGAAACGUUCCAUUUCUCUAAAAAAACUGCAGAAGGAAUACAGUUUUUCCGUGUUGGAAAGUUA